GGUUUUCUCCAGACAUAUCAUAAAAAAAAAAGAACAUUCGUUUUACAGCGGGCUCAUGUGUAGGGCAUUAUAUAAACUCUCUUGGUUCCCUGGGCAUGUGUAAGAAAAAGUGGUAACUUCAUGCAUUUGCACCAACAUUUAUAAAUAAAGCCCUCUAUACAACUUUAAAUUACACGCUGUAUGCAAAUUGACCUAAGCGCAAGAUCACUAGAGAAUUUUUCUCUAGGCAGAAACGAACGCUAGCGCAUCUUUAUGAAACGCUCGCACUGCGGAAAUAAUGCUAGCAAAAAGUCACCUGCGUUCGGCGCCCAAGGCGCAACUUCGCUUAUUAGUGAAUAAGCCUAGUGGUAGCGAAUUUGCGCCCGUCGAAGUGGUGCAAUGUGUACAGCGCAGUCACUGGCGACAAUUCACACUUUAGUGAAUCUGCCCCAUCACGUCAUGUUUGCUAAUGGCUACAGAGCUGCACGGCUUCUCACGAUUUACUUUCCACUUCGGGUUUUAUACCGACACCUAGAGACUAAAAGUGAGAACUGCAACCCUCUACUUGCAACCCUCUCAUGUUUGGGGGCAGUUCCUCUCAAAGUGCUUUGUGAAACCAUGACAUCUGAAAAAUGUCAGAGGAAUGCCUACAGGGCUUUGCGCUUUCUGCCAACAAAAGAAUAAAUGAACAAAGCUGAUUAUGCCAAAGAGAGAGAUAUCUAAAGCAUAAUGGAAGGUUCCAGGCAGACUCGUGUGUCCCGGCCACACAAGAUCAGUGAGUCCUCAAAGCUAUACAGAUGGGAGGACCAAGCUACACAUGUCCUACAUACUUUUAAUGAACAAAGGCAAAAAGGCCUAUUCUGUGAUGUUGUCUUGGUAGCAGAUGAGCUGAGAGUCCCUGCUCACAGAAACCUCCUGGCUGCUUGUAGUGACUAUUUUAAUUCUAUGUUUACUAUUGGAAUGCGUGAGGCCCACCAAAAGGAAGUUGAAUUAGUUGGGGCUUCUUAUAUAGGACUGAAAGCUGUGAUUGAUUUCUUGUACAACUGUGACCUGUCCUUGGAUGGUGGAAAUAUAGAUUAUGUUUUAGAGACCGCUCACCUUUUGCAAAUCUGGAAAGUAGUGGACUUCUGCUGUGAGUAUCUGGAGAAUGAAGUGAGUGAAGAAAAUUAUCUUUACCUCCAAGAACUGGCUUCAAUUUAUAGUUUGGAACGCCUUGUUUCUUAUAUUGAUUCCUUUAUUCUACAGAACUAUGCCACACUUUCCUUCACAGAUAACUUUUUGCAAAAUAUCUCCACCCAGAAGAUUUGCCAGUACUUAAGCAGCAGCCAAGUACAACAUGUAGGUGAACAUGAUCUCCUGCAGUCUGCUCUGCAGUGGUUGACACAUUCUCCUGAAAGAGACAGUCUAGCUUAUCAGGUCCUCCAAAACAUUCGGUUUCAACUGAUUCCCAAGAGUGACCUCCUACACAGAGUAAAGCCUGCAGUAUGCUCACUUCUCUCAAAAGAGGCUAACUGUGAGAGCUUGGUGGAGGAAGCUGUCUAUUAUCAUAAUAAUGUGUCUUGUCAGCCAUUGCUUCAAAAUACAAGAAGCUCCCUGCGUGCUGGGGUCGAGAGACUUCUGUUUGUAGGAGGAGAAGUAUCUGAACAUUGUCUUGAGCUGAGUGAUGACAUCUGUAGUUUGGACACUACAAAGGAGCAAUGGUUGUCUGAAACACAGCUGCCAGCAAGACGGAGCCAUCAUUGUGUCACGGUUCUAGGAAACUUCAUCUUUGUUGCUGGUGGAAGUUUCUCAAGAGACAAUGGUGGGGAUGCUGCUUCCAACCUUCUCUACAGGUAUGAUCCCCGCUGGAAUCAGUGGAUCAAGGUAGCCUCCAUGAACCAACAUAGAGUGGACUUUUAUCUAGCGGCAUUGUCUGAUAGGCUUGUAGCAGUUGGUGGAAGGAAUGAAAGUGGGGCCUUAUCUUCUGUCGAAUCAUAUUGCCCUCAGCAGGACACUUGGACACAUGUAUCAGAGUUGCCAAGAUUCACAUAUGGUCAUGCUGGAACGGUUCACAAAGACUUUAUCUAUAUCUCAGGAGGACACGACUACCAGAUUGGACCAUACAGAAAAAAUCUGCUUUGUUAUGACCAUCGUGCAGACGCGUGGGAAGAAAGGAGGCCUAUGAUUACUGCUAGAGGCUGGCACAGUAUGUGCACACUGGAAGACAGUAUAUAUUCUGUUGGUGGUAGUGACGAUAAUCUAGAAUCCAUGGAACGAUUUGAUAUAUUGAGUGUAGAGUGUUACAGCCCCCAGUGCAAUCAGUGGACGCGAAUAGCCCCAUUGCUUCAGCCAAACAGUGAAUCAGGGGUGGCUGUCCUGGAUGGCAAAAUUUACAUUUUUGGUGGUUACAGCUGGGAAAAUACUAUAUUUUCCAGAACUGUGCAGGUAUAUGACAAAGAGAGACAAAAAUGGGCUAAAGGGACUGACCUACCUAAAGCCAUUGCUGGCGUGUCUGCAUGUGUGUGCAUCCUGAAAUCCGGAACUGACGAGCAAAGUAAAAGAACAAAGACAAAAAGGUACUCUGAUAGAGGCCGAUGAGCGCAGGACCUUUUUAACACAAGUUCUGUGUAUUAAAUUACACAAUCUGUUCACAGCUAGGCAGGAUAUCUGUGGUUUUUCUCAUGUUGGUUCAGGUAGAAGCUGUUGCUUUCUCUUUUUUUUAUGAAAUUAGUUAAUUAUUAUUAUUGAAAUUGUUUUUUUAAAACACAUUUUAAUUCAUUACAGUCCCCAUACACUCCUUACAGACCCAUACGCUCCUUUUUGAGUUACAGUUCCAGUAUUUCCAUUGACCCACAUCCAGAAUUGUACUAUCCUGUUCAUCAAAAGUGGCGUACUUCAUGUUUUGGCAGCUGAGUGGGCACUUCAGUUUGAUGACCUUGUUUAAUGCCAGCACCUCUAAAAUAUUGUGCUCUAUGCAUGUUGUGGCAGUGGCACCACUUCAGAUGAUUCUUGUGGAAAUUUUGUACCACAUUUUUUUCCAGUUAGCUUGCUCAUUUGAGUUUCUUUGUAAAUCAGAGUGAAUGGAAACUGAUAUGUGAUCACUCGUAGCAAGUAGGGUACAGAUUCGUUUUUUGUAUGGGAUGCAGUUAUUAUUUCUUGGCUGAAAAUAAUCCACUUUAUUUUAGAAUACCUUAAACUAAGGUGUAUUGAGCUAUGGCCUUCAUUUCUCUAGACAUCCAUUAUAUUAUUUAGUAAAGAAGAUACACUUACAUUACCAAAUGCCAUUAAUUAGUUGGCUACAGAAAUCAGAAUGAUUUCUUACUUUAUUUAAUUCACUAGUGGGGCUUAUUUGCCAACAGCAUGCAAAUUUGCAAAGCAACCAAUAAGAGAUUCACUUUUUUCAUCCAGCUGCAGGUAGAACAAUGAAAGAAAACAGUCAUUCUUUGCAAUGGGUUGCUACCUAAAUACAAAUUUGCUCUGUCUUGAUAAAUGGGCCACAGUGAAUAUUUCUAAUUAUUUUGACUUAUUGCAGUAUUUUAUGUCUGAUGACUGCUUCAGUUCUAAAGACCUUGGUGCUGUUCAACUGAUUUUGAGCCUUCUGUGCAGCCAAAACUUUUCCACAUUGCAUAGGCAUGCAUCCCCUCCAAGUGGAAGCUUUAGAGCAAACAAAAUUUUCACCUAGUGGUACAACCCGUGUACAGGUGUCAUGCACCCAGGUGCAGUGCAUUGCAAAUGCAGAAGAGGUUCAGAGUCACACUCUGAAACCCAGGAGGUAAGUAGAAUGAUGUGGGAACGGAUCAAGUAGUGUAGUGAUUCUGACCGUAGGAAACUUCACAGCUGCCAUAUACCAAAAGAGUAAUUAAACAAAGCCUUUCUGUUACCCUUUAAAUUGCUUUAUUACCCCUCCCCCAGUUGGCUGAAAUUGCAAUGUUUUAAUUAGGUUUGGUCUAGAUGUCUUAUUGUCUAGAUGUGCUUAUUAAUCAGUAUAAAUUUUACUGAAGACUUUCAGUUACUGCAGCACAGUGGAUCAACGGCUCCAGCAUAACUUCUAAAAUCAAAGUUAGUAGGUCUUUAUAGGAAUUGUUCAGUAUAAAAUUAAAAACUGGGUUAAUAGAUAGGCUAUGCAAAAUAAAAAAUGUUUUAAAUAUACUGUAGUCAGUAAAAUCUAUAAAGGCCAGCAUGAUGGGAUCUCUAACAUAAUAGCCAGAACACUACUCUCUUGGUUUCCACGGAUUGGUUACCAGGCAGUAUUCAAUCAGUGACUUGAGAGGGGGGGCACAUGGGUCAUAACUAUUUGCUUUUGAAUCUGACCUGCAUGCUAAGGAUCAAUUACAAACUUACUGAAAAGUUAUGUCCCAUGUGGCCUCACUUAGUCAAUGACUAAAGGUGGCCAUAGACGUAACAAUUACGAUCUUUCUCGUAAAAAAUCCUUCCAAGAAAGAUCGUUCAUUUCAAUACACACUAACAAUGGACGAUGUUUGGAUCCCUUCAAAGGCACCUGAUCAAAAUUUUCCAUCCAGCCCGAUCGACAAGCCGACCAAUAUACAAAUCUUCCGAUAUCGGCCGGCUCUUUUCCCACCAUACACACACCGAAUAUUGUACAAAAAUUCGUUUUGUAUGAUAUUAUCUGUGCAUAUAUGGCCACCUUAAUUUGGAGUUAGAGAAUUGAAAAGAAGUAGUGUUCUGUUCUG
Xenopus laevis (African clawed frog) is the source of this 4649-nucleotide messenger RNA. RefSeq names its product kelch like family member 36 S homeolog (gene klhl36.S). Gene Ontology annotation, molecular function: cullin family protein binding. The transcript has 6 exons. Gene Ontology annotation, biological process: protein ubiquitination. The record is from RefSeq and is a predicted model, not a curated record. NCBI's taxonomy places the organism in Eukaryota, Metazoa, Chordata, Amphibia, Anura, Pipidae. The coding region runs from base 709 to 2556 and encodes 615 amino acids.